Messenger RNA from Neltuma alba, 896 nucleotides. Its product is annotated as universal stress protein PHOS32-like. The transcript has 3 exons. NCBI's taxonomy places the organism in Eukaryota, Viridiplantae, Streptophyta, Magnoliopsida, Fabales, Fabaceae. The coding region runs from base 63 to 836 and encodes 257 amino acids. The record is from RefSeq and is a predicted model, not a curated record.
CUAGAAAUCUCUAUCUCUCUCUCUCUCUCUCUCACCAUUUUUGUAAGACGCAAACGGGAAAAAUGCAGCACCAGCAGCACAAUCCUUCACUCGAUUCCGAACCUCAACUCCCACAAAUCAAAAUCCACCACCCCUCCUCUCCUCGUGUCCACAGCCCCGCUCUCUCCGCCGCCACUCCCACCCCAACCGCCGGUGCCCGCCGCAAAAUUGGCGUCGCUGUUGACCUCUCCGAUGAGAGUGCCUUCGCCGUUCGCUGGGCCGUCCAGAACUACAUCCGCCCCGGGGAUGCGGUGAUCCUCCUCCAUGUUAGUCCUACGUCUGUCCUGUUCGGUGCUGAUUGGGGGGCCAUCGACCUUACCAUCAAUACCGAUCCCAGCUCGGAGGAAAAUGCCGUCAGUAACCUCACUAACAAUGAGCACUCCAAGAGAAAGCUUGAGGAUGAUUUCGAUGCUUUCACAGCGUCUAAGGCUGCUGAUCUUGCCAGGCCGCUUAAGGAUGCUCAGAUUCCGUAUAAGAUCCAUAUUGUGAAGGAUCAUGACAUGAGGGAGCGUUUAUGCUUAGAGGUGGAGAGGCUGGGGCUGAGUGCCGUGAUCAUGGGUAGUCGAGGGUUCGGCGCGCUACGUCGUGGCAGCGAUGGAAGGCUUGGAAGCGUUAGCGAUUACUGCGUGCAUCAUUGCGUUUGUCCGGUCGUGGUGGUCCGGUAUCCUGAUGAUAAAGAUGGUGGAAAUGGUGCCGGGAGCGAUGGUACUGCCGUGGUGGCAAUGAAAGUGGAGGAAGAGGAUGAGGCAGUAAUCAAGACGGUGCCAGUCCAACAAGAACAUAAAAAAGAAGAUUAGCUGAGGCCACGUUGAGCUUUAUUUUGCAUGGACAGAAUGCAUAUCCCAACUGGGAUUGGC